Molecule: messenger RNA, 4130 nt
Organism: Homarus americanus (American lobster)
Lineage: Eukaryota; Metazoa; Arthropoda; Malacostraca; Decapoda; Nephropidae
Product: SAP domain-containing ribonucleoprotein-like
Exons: 8
Coding region: 73-972 (299 amino acids)
Biological process (GO): poly(A)+ mRNA export from nucleus
Cellular component (GO): nucleus
Source: RefSeq, a predicted model, not a curated record
AAGUAUAUUUAUUAGAAUAUUAAAUCCAAAAAGAGUUAAAAUUUCUAUUCAGUCUCCCUGUUAGAAACAAACAUGGAUGACGCUACACAAGUAACCAAAAUGAAGGUGGCUGACCUGAAGAAGGAACUUAAGUCACGGGGGCUAUCAGUAACUGGAAACAAGAAUGAACUUGUGGAAAGACUACAGGAGGCACUAGAAGGUGGUGAAAAUGUUCCGAUUAGUAACGUUGAAGGUGAUGACGAGGACUUUGACGAAGAGGAGAUCCUAGGUGGAGACGACAUGGAUUCAACAGAGUUGGUUAAGUUGACUCCACAAGAGGAGGAGGCUGCCUUAGGAGGCGCCAUAAGGGUUCGAGAUGAGGCAACUCUUCUCGAACAACCAGAGAAGAAGAAAAUCAGCCUUAAGCGGUCUGAGCCACCCUUACCAGCAGCUCCUGCCAUAGUUGAGCCAGUGACAGAGAAUGAUCCACCUGCUCCCCAGGAAGAGGAAAAGGACGAGGAGAGCGACACACCACCCAAGAAAGUCAUUAAGCUUGAUACUGCUACUGAUAAAAGUCCAAUUGAAGUAAGAGCCGAGAGAUUUGGCAUUCCAAUGACAGAGGAAGCAAAGAAGUUAUCCCGUGCAUCACGUUUUGGGCAGGCCACAAAUGGUGCAACAAUCAACAAGAAACCAGCCAAGCUCUCAAUGGAGACAGGGGGAACAGAUGUGGAAAAGCUGAAAGCUCGUGCUGAAAGGUUUGGAGAAGUGACUUCAAAGUCACUGGUCAAGGUGUCUGAAUUGGAGAAACUAAAGUUGAGGCAAGAGAGAUUUAAUGCAGCUCAAGCAGCAGAGAAUAAGACAGCAACUGAAAAGACCUUGAUAACCAGUUUAGAUUCGGCUGCAACUGCAAGGAUAGCACGUUUUGGAGAUGCGGGAAACAAAGAUGAGGAUGCAUUGAAGAAAAAGCGAGCUGAAAGAUUUGGUGCACAAUGAAGUCAAAUACAUGCCUAGUAAAUAUGGCAAAAAUUAUUGAUAUACAUUAAAGUAAUAAAUGUAAAUCACCAAGACAAGUCAAUUUCUAGUUUUAUUGAUAAUUCAGAUGGAAAUGUUCACUUGUGUGCAAGAUGUUGAUGUAUAUCACAAUAUUUUGCUGCAUUGGCGUGCAAUCAGUAUAAGCACCACCACCAGAUGUCUUACAUGUACACACACCAAAAAAAACUAACUGCCCACCUGGGUCCGAUGUGUUCGGUAAUGAAUACAAGCUACAGCAGUUUCGGUUCGGUUAUCAUUGUUAUUAUCAGGUGUAACUCACAAUCAGAAAUACCAGCUGAACCGGAACUAUUGUACAUUGUGUUCAUUUCCAAACACCGGACCCAAGUGGGCAUAUAGUUUUUAUUUUUAUUUUUUAUUGUGUGUGUGUGUGUGUGUGUGUACAGUAUAGUAUGUGAAUUUUUCCAAAUUAGAGUAUUGUGUAAAGGUCAACUUUUUCAAGUGUAAUGUUAUUAUGAAAAGACAUCAAAUAUAUGUAGUACAAAGAAGCACUUCAUUAAAAAAGAAUGAAUGAAUUUUUUGUAAAGUCUAAAAGAUAUGUUAGUUGUUUAUUUUAAGGGCAUAAAGCAACUUCACUUAUAUUUCCAAUUUCGUAUUUGUUUUUGACUAUUUAAUGAUUGUACUGUACAAAGGUCAUUCAAUAAGUAACGAAACUUUUAAAUGUAGACGGCAAAGGGGUGGGCAAGUGCAGCGAUCAUGUCAUGACAUGUUUAGACAUGCAUAAGCUACAUCAUCUGUUUGUUUAGUCAGUUCAUUCAAUUAGUCUAGUGUAAGUGUUGCAUUAACGAUGAGCGCUCCGCUUGUAUUUUCAACUUUGGAAGAAUGACGAUCUGUUAUUCGUUUUUUAAAUUCGGAAGGGAUAAAACCAAGCGAAAUUCAUCACAAAAUGUCACUUCUAUACAGAAGCUAUUGCAUCAAUUGAGCGAACAUUUACAAGUGGGUUGAACAAUUCAAUAAUGGUCAAACAAGUAUUGUAGAUGAAGAUCGUACCGGACGACCCGUCGAAGUUUCAACACCCACAGUGCAAAGCAUACUCGGGAAAUGAUUACAAUACUGGGUUGGGAGAUUUUGCCGCAUACAGUCCAGAUCUUGCACCAUCAGACUACCACAUGUUUGGUCCACUCAAAAUAACUUUACUUGGAGAGAAUUUUUCAAAUAAUGACAAGGUGAGGAAAGAAAUCCCAAAUUGGUUACGGAGUCAACCAAAAGAAUUUUUCACCACUGGAAUAAGAAAACUCGUAGAAAGAUGGGACAAAUGCAUAGCUGUAGAGGGAGAGUAUGUGGAAAAAGAGGUAUGUGAUGACUAAUAAUAAAUCGUUACUUCUGCAGUUACAUUAAUUUGUCUCGUUACUUUUUGCAUGACCCUUGUAGUUUUACACUUCUUUGUAGAGCUUAUGUGUGCAUAAAUCAGUCACAUAAUAAAGUAAUGUACCUGUAAAUUUUUGUUUGUCAUCAAAUAUUUGUAAUACUUGUGUGAAGAAAAAUUUAAUUGUGGAAUUUAAAUUGUCUGUAUAAGCAACUACUUGAUGGAUUUUCAUAGAAACAGUUAAUAGAAUAGCCGAUAAUUAGAUAAAAAGAAACACAAAAUUCUCAUCUUAAACAUAUUGCAUAGUUAUCUUUUCAGGUAUAUUUAAUUUACGAUAUGGUUUUUUCUUUUACAUCUUAUGUAGAAAUACAUCUUUUAUAUUUCAGGAUUAGUCACUGUACCUAUAUAAGCCGUCUUGUUAAAUAAUAUUUUUAUUAAACUUUUUACUUAAUACCAAAAAUUCCUAAUGUUAGAACAUUAGUUGAUAAUUUUUAUUCUAAAGUUUUUGGAUUGGUUUUAUUUUCUUAGGCAAUAAUAUUUCACAUAUCCCCCAAAAAAAAAUACCCACUGGAGUGGCUCAGAUUUUUCAUUUUGAUAGAUAAAUAUCUUAGUGGGAUGUGCAUAUUUAGAAAUGCACGCACACUCUCAAAAGAGUAUACAUGUAGAAAAUGGAUUCCAUGCAGUCUGGCUGUAGUAUUUUUCAAGCUUAGUAAAGUUGGUCAUAGCUUAUUUUGUUAAUUGUUGUAGGAAAGUUUCCACCUUUAUAGUGGUUUGUCUUGGUGUGUUACAAGAUAAUUCCACCCAUUUCAAAAUGACAAUAUAAAUGGUUUGAUCUCUGAAGGUUGAGUUUAUAAGACAUGAAAAAUAAUUAUGUUUUACUUUAUGAACUGUAGUCAAUGACUAAUAAACUAAGAUUGAUCAUUAUAGGUCAACUUUGAUAUCAUGUUUGAAAUAGCCAUAGUGGUGUUGGGCAUUUGAUGAGAGCAAUGUUAGAUUGGACCUGAUCAGAACAGUGAAAGUUUACCCAUAUACAGUGGGUUUCCUUAUGUCAAUUAAUAUAAGUAAGGAUAUGGCCAUUUGAAGUGUGUUUGAGGAACCCUCUUGCCAUCUCCGAUCAAUAGUGAAUCAACUUGUACACACCUGAAUAUUUUUCACUCAGAGAUGUCGAUAUCAAAACUUGGAAGCUGAGCCACCCUAACGGCCCAUUGAUGUGUGUGUGUGUAUAGUAUUUAUUCUUGAUCAUUGAUGAAGUUGUUGUAAACUGUGUUUAUUUGGUUUUCCUUAUUUGGCAUGUUUUUUUUUUCUUCAAUAAUAAACAUGUAAUUGAUUAAAUUUUUAUGAGCAGCUAUUGUUUUAAAUAAAAUUUAACUUGCUAUGCAAUCUCUCCUCCAAAGGCUGCUGAAGUAACUUAAGAGUAUAUGAAUUUAAAUUGUUUGAUAAAAAUAAAAUUAUAGAUUGUGUGGACUUGCAGUAUGUUUAUAUAAGAAGCCACUUUGUUAUCAAAAUGCAUUGCACAAAUUUAUCUGAAACAACAUUUUCUAGUGUGGUACAGUAAAAGUAAAAUCAAUGAACAUUUGCCGGCAAAUACAUUAACUAAUGCUAUAUAAAAAAGGGUAUAUCCCUGUACUGUAUUUAUAGAUAUUAAUUUGUAACCAUUUAUUUUACUGUUGAGGCUAAUUAUUAGUAUUUCAUAAGACUUGAACUAACUUGUAACAAUAUAAUUUCUGUUGAGGUUGAGUAUUAAAAAUUUUUAAGAUAUGAAUUUCAAACUUGCAAUAAAUGUUAAGAGUAGUUA